UCUCUCGGUAUCGUCUCUCCGGUGGGUGAGGUGAGGAUGAGAGGAGCGGGUUUUCUGAUCUGAUGGAGUCUUUUUCUCUCUCCUUCCUCUCUCUGUCAUGCAGCUGAACACCUCCUCGUCUCCUCCGUCCUCUCCUCCUCCUCUCUCCCCUCUCUUCUCCUCCUCCUCCUCCCCCUCUCUCCCUCUCUCUCUCGGCUCUCUGGAGGAGGACGGCGGAGGUCUCUUCCUCCUGAACGGCUCCGGUAACAGCUCGGAUCCCGGUGGAGGAGCUCCGUCAGCGGGCAGCGCGGCUCUCAUCUCCUCCAUCUACUCGGUUGUGUGUGUGGUCGGUUUGGGCGGGAACUCCAUGGUCAUCUACGUCAUCUUCCGGUACGCCAAGAUGAAGACGGCCACGAACCUGUACAUCCUGAACCUGGCGGUGGCGGACGAGCUGCUCAUGCUCAGUGUUCCGUUCGUGGUCACGGCCGCGCUGCUGCGCCGGUGGCCGUUUGGCGCGCUGCUGUGCCGCCUCGUGCUCAGCGUGGACGCGAUCAACAUGUUCACGAGCAUCUACUGCCUGACGGUGCUGAGCGUGGACCGCUACAUCGCCGUGGUCCACCCGCUGCGGGCGUCCCGGUACCGGCGGCCCACGGUGGCCAAGCUGGUGAACGUGUGCGUGUGGAUGUUCUCGCUGCUGGUCAUCCUUCCCAUCAUCCUCUUCUCCUCCACCGCCCCGAACUCGGACGGUUCGGUGGCCUGUAACAUGCAGAUGCCGGAGCCAGAGCGCCAUUGGAUGGCGGCGUUCGCGGUCUACGCCUUCCUGAUGGGCUUCCUGUUUCCGGUGCUGGCCAUCUGCCUGUGCUACGCGCUGAUCCUGAGUCAGCUCCGCGUGGUGGCGCUGCGGGCGGGCUGGCAGCAGCGCCGGAAGUCCGAGAGGAAGAUCACGGUGAUGGUGACGGUGGUGGUGUCGGUCUUCGUGGUCUGCUGGAUGCCCUUCCAUGUGGUCCAGCUGGUGGGGGUCUUCCUGCAGCGCCACGACCCCACCCUCAGCCAGCUCGCCGUCGUCCUCGGCUACGCCAACAGCUGCGCCAACCCGCUGCUCUACGGCUUCCUGUCUGACAACUUCCGCCGCUCCUUCCAGAGGAUCCUUUGUCUGCGCUGGAUGGAGCCCCCCGAGGAACCUCUGGACUACCUGGACUACUACAGCACCGCCCUGAAGAGCCGCAGACUCAGCCUGGACCAGGACCAGCAGGAGGACCCGGACCGGCGCCGCCCUCCGAACACCUGCUCCAGGAUGUAGUCUAAACGCCGACCACGCCUCCAGGAUCUCCAGGAACAGACUGAGCCUGAAGUCCUGAUUCUACAGGACCAGAUCUUCAGGGUCCAGGAGGGUCAGGCUGCAACUUCAGUCCAAGACCAGGUCCUGCAGAUCCACCUUGACAGGUUUAAAGCCGCCUGAUUGGUCGGUUAGUCAGGAACAGAGUCAUGUGAUCAGGAGCUGUUUUAGAGCCUGAUGGACCCUCAGUCUGGACUGUGAUGGACUCAGAGGAGAUCUGGACCUUCAGGGUCCAGCAGACUGGUUCCAGGUAAAUCAGCCAAUCGUAACGCAGACUGACCUCCAGGUGAAGGUGAUGAUGUCACUGAUGAAACCACCCACAAAUAUUGACCUGUGACCUUUGGAACAUCUUCAGUGUUUAGCCAAUCAGAGAGAGGGGGCGGGGCCAAGCGUUCAAACGGGGUUGAUUCUGAUUCGAUCUUUAAACCUGUGGAUUUGUCGUAGCGUGUUAGCUUAGCCAUGCUAGAGACGGUCCACGACCACGAGGGGGCGCCAUCUUAAGGUCCUUACACACCGGGGCCGACGUGAAUAUAGAACGUGAAAUUACGAAAUAUUUUGAGGCGCCUGACUGAACACAGGGGUAACAAGACGCAUCCUGUGGAAAGUCCCGCCUCCUUCGCUUCUGAUUGGCUAGAAAAGCUGGAAACGUCAACACACGCUCAAUCCAAACGGUCAGCAAUUACAGCCAAUCAGAGGCGAUAAGAUAAACACAUGUAACCAUGGUAACAACCGUUAGCUUACGUUAGCACAGAUGAAAGUUCAAACAAAGACGUUUAUCAAACUGUUAAAGCUCACAAACCAUCGUCAUCGGAGAAAUACGACGCUAUGACUCUCCACAAGUCGUCCUUCAGGUCGUUA
Molecule: messenger RNA, 2173 nt
Organism: Xyrichtys novacula (pearly razorfish)
Lineage: Eukaryota; Metazoa; Chordata; Actinopteri; Labriformes; Labridae
Source: the annotation of a GenBank genome assembly